AUGCCAACACAUCCAUACCAGAAACGUAUCCUCAAAGAAUAUGCUGGGUUGCGUAAGAACACCCUCCCUGGUAUCUCCCUAAUUCCAAUCGAAGAUACCCUGGAUAUCUCAACCUUGAUUUUUUCAAUUACUCUCCCACCUGAUGAUGAUGGAGUAUUGCAUUCUUUAUACAGAUCAGAUACCUAUCAUCUCCGGAUAAUCAUUACACCAGACUACCCUGUAGACUCUCCCCAGGUACAAUUCAUACUCUAUGGCACUGCAGAACAACAGAAAAUCCCAGUCCAUCCCCAUAUUUAUUCCAAUGGUCAUAUAUGUUUAGAUUUACUUGGAUCUGGUUGGACUCCCGCAUGUUCCAUGGAAUCAAUUUUACUCAGUAUACAAUCCAUGUUAUCUACAAAUUCCUCCAAUGAAAGACCUCCAGACAACGCAAACUACGUUUCUCACGCUCCUUUGAAUCCGAAAAAUACCGGGUUUGUAUAUCACGAUGAUAAUGUAUAA
Messenger RNA from [Candida] anglica, 498 nucleotides. Lineage: Eukaryota; Fungi; Ascomycota; Pichiomycetes; Serinales; Debaryomycetaceae. The record is from the annotation of a GenBank genome assembly.